Molecule: messenger RNA, 7310 nt
Organism: Oncorhynchus keta (chum salmon)
Lineage: Eukaryota; Metazoa; Chordata; Actinopteri; Salmoniformes; Salmonidae
Gene: tctn2
Product: tectonic family member 2
Exons: 17
Coding region: 49-2196 (715 amino acids)
Biological process (GO): protein localization to ciliary transition zone; cilium assembly; smoothened signaling pathway
Cellular component (GO): MKS complex
Source: RefSeq, a predicted model, not a curated record
AACACUUCGUAAAAAUGGCGACUCCCUGGUGAACCGAUAUUUUCAGCGAUGGCUAAUAUACUUUCUGCACGUGUUCUAUGUCGAUGUGCAUACAUUCUUCUGAGUGUUUUGAUUACGGAUGCAAAGAGCAAUGUCGCAAUCCAUUUUCUAGUUUUUCAGCCGUCGUAUCUCGUCACAUCUGGACCUAGAUUGUCUGCUUUCUUGCUUGGAAACACAUCUGGCAUAUCCCUGACCCUGAGCUCUCUAUCGCUCUCCAAUCCCCCAGAUCGCCUUCCACCCCCAUCAGGCUCAGAAAAUCUGACACAGUGGGUUCUCACACAGGAGUUGGUGGGCAAGACUACAGUGCGAGUGCAGCUGAGUCUGAACCGCAGCCUGCUCCUGUGUGGUAAUAAUAAUGACACAGACUGCUGUCCUGAGCCACUGUGUGUGCUGGAGACUCUACGUGUGUCUGCCUGUCUGGGGAACACAUCUCAGGCUUCACUGCUAAUCCAGGCUAGGAUCUAUGCCCAGGUGUUUCCCACUGAACCUGUGUCUGACAACAAAACAGUAAUUCCCAACCAAGUGUACCGGCCCCUGGGCUCCUGUUCCUGCGACCUCACUGUGGGAGCCUGUGAUGUGCGAUGCUGCUGUGACAAGGACUGUUCCCCUGAAGCCCUGAAGCUGUUUCAGGGCCAGUGUCUUUCGGGGCCCUUUGGAGGGGAAGUUUCUCCAGUUCCUGAUUACCUGUGCAUUGCACAGUCUGCUGAAAAUGCCCCUGAUUGGUUUCCAUUUCUCUGUGUCAUCUCCCUGCCUGAAAACAAUCCCUUCCUUGGACUCUUUUAUGAAGGGGACACAAUCACACCAAAGCCCAGGCCAUCUUUCCAAAGGCCAGUGCUGUCGGCUCCACUGCCCACCCAUAUCUACCAGCAGGGGGAUCCCAUUUUUACCAUAAGUGAUCAGUAUUUCACCAUUCCUCAGAACUCCCUGGUUGGCCAGUGUGUAGAUAAUGCCCCUGUGGCAUUUUUGAAAAACUUCCAAGCGCAGUGUGUGACCCGUCUCCUUUCCUGCCCAACGGGACCCCCCUUACAGACGACACCAACUGAGCUGAGGGUGCAAGUCAGGGAUGGCCAAGGGGGUGUGGUCACAGUGGAUGUCACAGAUAAAAUGGCUGUUGAUCUGAGGCCCUUUGUCGCGAGUCCUGUGGCUGAAGAUGGCAGACUGCUGUGUGAAAAUGUGACCUUGGCCUUAAAUUACAAAUUCUUCUGGAAAGGGAAUGGUCUCACAAAUAUCACACUAACCCGCAUACUUGGGAAUGUCCUUUCUGCUAGUGUGGGUUUGACAGCCAGCUAUUCAGUUGUGUUUCUGAAUGGAAAUGCUUUGGCUCAGCCCAACUCGGGGAACCCAGGUUACCAGGUGGGCAGGCCUGUGAUUGGUGGGAUUGUGAACACCUUGGAGAAUGAAACAGUCAUACAGAGGACCCCAGUCAAUCUUUGGAAGCCAGUAAGCAGUGGACUGUGUGCCUCUGAGGGGAGAAUAGUACUAUUUGGGGAGAACUCAACUGCAGGAUGUCUGUUACCUGUGAGCCUACAGAACCUGACCCAAUGUAGCCUGCUUAGUCAGAAUGUGGCCUCUCUUCAGAGAGCACUGAGCACAGCAACACACAUAGCGAGGAAUGGAGACCCAGAUGUUCUGAACCUGACUGACUGGUUGAACAUUAGCUUUGUAGAACUGAACUCCAACCAGCCUGUGGGUGGUGGUAUUGGAAUAUGUUCUGGGAUUCCCUCCCACCGGCACAUCCACGUUACGAGCAUUGUGACAGAGGUGGUGGGGGGGUUGCCUCAGCGGGAGAUACAAGCAGUGGAAGUCAGUGACCAUGUGUCCACUUGGAAGUUUGAGUGUGGAGGGGGUGACCCCUGUCUGGAGCCGACUAGGAUUCAGACUUUCCCUGUCACCUCCUCCAUCACCUUCACUGAUAUCUCCAUCAACACAGGACCACCCAAAACCAGGUUUCAGAUUAACUUUACUGAGUAUGACUGCGACAGGAACGAUGUGUGCUGGCCCCAGCUUGCCUUCCCCCUCACCAGGUAUUAUACAGGUGAGUCGUACUCCCUGUCUCUGGCCAAGGGCCUCAUCUUGGUGUUUUUCUUCAUCGCUGCCUCCAUUCUCGGGACUCCAUGGAAACAGAUCCGACAGGCAUGGAGAAGUGCUUCUCUCUAAACCAAUGAAUCUGAGAAAGAGAGCAAUAGUAGACAUACUGACAUGCCCUAGUUCUUGACGUGGGCUACCCACCUUGACCAUGACUGUCUAAUGGCUUACAUUUUCUUGCUCCUGCUGAAAGAUAAUGGAUGAACAUAUUGUUAUUGAGCUAGUAAACAGCCAGUAAGUAAGUAAUUUUCAGGUGGUAAAUUCAAACAUGUUUAGCAGGUUUCUUUCAUGGUUGGUAAGAAGGUAAAUUAUCAAGUUGACUGUAUUUUGAUAUUUUUGUUACCUUUUGGAAAUUUUCAUUUUUGAUUUAGGCUUGAAAUGUGAAUCUGGCCUUAUUUGUCACAUGCGUCGAAUUCAAUGGGUGUAGACUUUACUGUGAAAUGCUUGCUUACUAGCCCUUCCCAAAGAUGCAGAGUAAAAAAACAAUUAUAGUAAAAAAUGGUAACUCGAGGAGUAAAAUACACAAGAAUGGAGCAAUAUACAGACAGGGAAUACCAGUACCAGAUCAAUGUGCAGGGGUAUGAGGUACAGUAUUUCAGGUAGAUAUGCAAAUGAAGACAGGGUAAAGUGACUAGGCAUCAGGAUAGAUGAUAAAGAGUAAAAUAAAGAACAGAGUAGCAGCAGCAUAUGAUGACUGCAGAAGUGUGUGUGUGUUUGUGUAUAUGUAGUGUACAGUGCAUUUGGAAGUAUUCAGACCUCUUCACUUUUUCCACAUUUUGUUACGUUACAGCCUUAUUCUAAAAUUGAUUCAAUUGUUUUUUUUUCUCCCCAUCAAUCUACACACAAUACCUCAAUGACAAAGCAAAAACAGGUUUUUGAAAUAUCACAUUUUCAUAAUUAUUCAGACUCUUUUUACUCAGUACUUUGUUGAAGCACCUUUGGCAGCAAUUACAGCCUCUAGUCUUCCUGGGUAUGACGCUACAUGCUUGGCACAUCUGUAUUUGGGGAGUUUCUUACAUUCUUCUCUGCAGAUCGUCUCAAGUUCUGUCAGUUACACAGCUAUUUUCAGGUCUCCAGAGAUGUUCAAUCGGGUUCAAGUCCAGACUCUGGCUGGGCCACUCAAGGACAUUCAGAGACUUGUCCCGAAGCCACUCCUGCGUUGUCUUGCCUGUGUGCUUAGGGUCAUUGUCCUGUUGGAAGAUGAACCUUAGCCCCAGUCUGAGGUCCUGAGCGCUCUGCAGCAGGUUUUCAUCAAGGAUCUCUCUGUACUUUAUUCCAUUCACCUUUCCCUCGAUCCUGACUAGUCUCCCGGUCCCUGCCACUGAAAAACAUCCCCACAGCAUGAUGCUGCCACCAUCAUGCUUCAGGUGAUGAGCGGUGCCUGGUUUCCUCCAGAUGUGACGAUUGGCAUUCAGGCCAAAGUGUUCAAUCUUGGUUUUCAUGGUCAGAGUCCUUUAGGUGCCUUUUUGGCAAACUCCAAGUGGGUGGUCAUGUGCCUUUUACUGAGAGUGGCUUCUGUCUCGCCACUCUACCAUAAAGGCCUGAUUGGUGGAAUAAAGGAGAGAUGGUUGUUCUUCUGGAAGGUUCUCCCAUCUCCACAGAGGAACUCUGGAGCUCCGUCAGAGUGACCAUCGGGUUCUUGGCCAUCUCCCUGACCAAGGACCUUCUCCCCCGAUUGCUUGGUUUGGCCGGGUGGCCAGCUCUAGGAAACGUCUUGGUGGUUCCAAAUGUCUUCCAUUUAAGAAUGACGGAGGCCACUGUGUUCUUGGGGACCUUCAAUGCUGCAGAACUGUUUUGGUACCCUUCCCCAGAUCUGUGCCUUGACACAAUCCUGCCUCGGUGCUCUACGGACAAUUCCUUCGACCUCAUGGCUUGUUUUUUUGCUCUGACAUGCACUGUCAACUAUAGGACCUUUAUAUAGACAGGUGUGUGCUUUUUACAAAUCAUGUCCAAUCAAUUUAAUUUACGACAGGUGGACUCCAAGUUGUAAAACAUCUCAAGGUUGAUCAAUGGAAACAGGAUGCACCUGAGCUCAAUUUUGAUUCACAUAGCAAAGGGUCUGAAUACUUAGGUAAAUAUUUUUAAAACAUUUGCAAACAUUUCUAAGAACCUGUUUUCACUUUGUCAUCGUGGGAUAUUGUGUGUAGAUUGAGGACAUUUUUAUUCAAUACAUUUUAGAAUAAGGCUGUAAUGUAACAAAAUGUGGAAAAGGUGAAGGGGUCAGAAUACUUUCCCGAUUGCACUGUAUGGGAAUGUGUAAAGGUUUUGUGUGAGAGUCAGAGGUGUGUAUUUUUACAUAAACAUGCAAACACCCUCCAAUAGAAUUAAUAGCAAGCAGUGCACUGGGUUAGUCAGAUUUGAUUAAAUAUAUGAUGAUAUUCCCUCUCACAGGGUAGGUUGCCAAAAGUAACUAACUGAAAGCCACACUAGCAAUAAGCCACGGAUAUGACAGCAUUGAGGCAAAUGUCCCUCCACAUCCUCAUAGAUGAUCUAGACAACUUUUUCAAACCUUUCUGGAUUACAACAAAAUUCUGAUAAGUGUACUAGUGUCACGUCCUGACUUUAGUUCCUUUUUGGGCAUUCUAUGUGUUCUAUGUUUUUGUAUUUCUAUGUGUUUGGCCUGGUAUGGUUCUCAAUCAGAGGCAGCUGUCUAUCGUUGUCUCUGAACUUUGCGACCUUUUGCCACAUCUCAGGCUUCAAACAUAAAGAUAUAAAACUGUAUUUUUGUGUGAAGGAUCAACAACAAGUGGGACACAAUCAUGAAGUGGAACGACAUUUAUUGGAUAUUUCAAACUUUUUUAACAAAUCAAAAACUGAAAAAUUGGGCGUGCAAAAUUAUUCAGCCCCCUUAAGUUAAUACUUUGUAGCGCCACCUUUUGCUGCGAUUACAGCUGUAAGUCGCUUGGGGUAUGUCUCUAUCAGUUUUGCACAUCGAGAGACUGAAUUUUUUUCCCAUUCCUCCUUGCAAAACAGCUCGAGCUCAGUGAGGUUGGAUGGAGAGCAUUUGUGAACAGCAGUUUUCAGUUCUUUCCACAGAUUCUCGAUUGGAUUCAGGUCUGGACUUUGACUUGGCCAUUCUAACACCUGGAUAUGUUUAUUUUUGAACCAUUCCAUUGUAGAUUUUGCUUUAUGUUUUGGAUCAUUGUCUUGUUGGAAGAAAAAUCUCCGUCCCAGUCUCAGGUCUUUUGCAGACUCCAUCAGGUUUUCUUCCAGAAUGGUCCUGUAUAUGGCUCCAUCCAUCUUCCCAUCAAUUUUAACCAUCUUCCCUGUCCCUGCUGAAGAAAAGCAGGCCCAAACCAUGAUGCUGCCACCACCAUGUUUGACAGUGGGAUGGUGUGUUCAGGGUGAUGAGCUGUGUUGCUUUUACGCCAAACAUAACGUUUUGCAUUGUUGCCAAAAAGUUCAAUUUUGGUUUCAUCUGACCAGAGCACCUUCUUCCACAUGUUUGGUGUGUCUCCCAGGUGGCUUGUGGCAUACUUUAAACAACACUUUUUAUGGAUAUCUUUAAGAAAUGGCUUUCUUCUUGCCACUCUUCCAUAAAGGCCAGAUUUGUGCAAUAUACGACUGAUUGUUGUCCUAUGGACAGAGUGUCCCACCUCAGCUGUAGAUCUCUGCAGUUCAUCCAGAGUGAUCAUGGGCCUCUUGGCUGCAUCUCUGAUCAGUCUUCUCCUUGUAUGAGCUAAAAGUUUAGAGGGACGGCCAGGUCUUGGUAGAUUUGCAGUGGUCUGAUACUCCUUCCAUUUCAAUAUUAUCGCUUGCACAGUGCUCCUUGGGAUGUUUAAAGCUUGGGAAAUCCUUUUGUAUCCAAAUCCGGCUUUAAACGUCUUCACAACAGUAUCUCGGACCUGCCUGGUGUGUUCCUUGUUCUUCAUGAUGCUCUCUGCGCUUUUAACGGACCUCUGAGACUAUCACAGUGCAGGUGCAUUUAUACGGAGACUUGAUUACACACAGGUGGAUUGUAUUUAUCAUCAUUAGUCAUUUAGGUCAACAUUGGAUCAUUCAGAGAUCCUCACUGAACUUCUGGAGAGAGAAAGUAAAGGGGCUGAAUAAUUUUGCACGCCCAAUUUUUCAGUUUUUGAUUUGUUAAAAAAAUUGAAAUAUCCAAUAAAUGUCGUUCCACUUCAUGAUUGUGUCCCACUUGUUGUUGAUUCUUCACAAAAAAAUACAGUUUUAUAUCUUUAUGUUUGAAGCCUGAAAUGUGGCAAAAGGUCGCAAAGUUCAAGGGGGCUGAAUACUUUCGCAAGGCACUGUACUUUGGAUGGUGUCCAUAUUGAUCGUGUCCAUGCUUAUAAAUAUCUGGGCAUCUGUUAGAUGAAAAGCUGUCUUUUAAAAAGCACAUGGAUGAGUUAGUUAUAAGAAGCUGAGAAUGAAAAUGGGCUUCUUUUAUAGAAAUAGGUCCUGCCCCUCUUCAGUCGAUGUUCCUAUCUGUCCUAGACUUUGUCAACAUCUUCUAUAUGAACACAGCUGCCACUUGAUUAAAACCGUUAAAUGCAGUUUAUCAUGGCGCACUGUGCUUUAUUACGGGUGACAAUUUUGGUACAAAUCACUGCAUUCUCUACCAUAUAGUUGGUUGGCCUUUGAUGUCAUGUAUGUUGAUAUAUUGCUAUGUUUUCAUUUAUUACGCCCUUUUACAAAAAAGUCCUACUGUACCUAACAUCAUUACUAAUCUUUAGACAUAGGAGUUACCACACCCAGUCUCAAGGAUUGCAAACUCUGGAAAUUCCUUUGAUCUCUACUGAGUUAGGUAAAUCAGCGUUUAGCUUUCUUGCACCUUAUUUGUGAAACAAUCUUCAAAAUGUUCUCACAUUUUAUGUUCUGGUGCCACAUUUUAUGUUCUGGUGCCUCCAGGGCAUUUCAGAAAGCUGAUUGGGGACCUUAUUACUGAUUAAUGUUUUUUUUUUAAAUGUUUAUCUCAUUUAACCUUUAUUUAAUAAGGCAAGUCAGUUAAGAACAAAUUCUUAUUUACAAUGACAGCCUACCAGGGAACAGUGUGUUAACUGCCUUAUUCAAUGGCAGAACAACAUAUUUUGAAGACAUUUAUGACCGUGUUUUACUUUCUGCAUGUUGUAUUUAUAUUUUGAUGUGUGUAUUUUCUGUAAUUUAUGUAAUUCAGGGCUCAUCUGUAUAAAAAAAAGAGACCUUGGUCUCAAUAUGACUCCCUGAUAAAAUAAAGGUUUAAACAAUAA